This is a messenger RNA of Chrysemys picta bellii (western painted turtle), 1127 nucleotides long. The record is from RefSeq and is a predicted model, not a curated record. Lineage: Eukaryota; Metazoa; Chordata; Testudines; Emydidae.
GGGGGCACCGCGGGCAGCGGCCGGGCUCCGGAGCCAUCUUGCGGGUCUGUCUCCAUGCAGAGCCGCCGCCAUGGACGCGUUCAUGAAGGGCUUGUCCAAGGCCAAGGAGGGGGUGGUCGCCGCGGCGGAGAAGACCAAGCAGGGGGUGGCGGAGGCUGCGGAGAAGACCAAGGAGGGGGUGCUGUACGUGGGAAGCAAAACCCAAGGCGUGGUGCAAGGCGUCACCUCAGUGGCUGAGAAGACCAAGGAGCAGGCGUCCCAGCUGGGGGGGGCCGUCAUCUCAGGGGCUGGGAACAUCGCGGCCGCCACCGGCCUGGUCAAGAAGGAGGAGUUCCCCACUGACCUGAAGCCCGAGGAGGUCGGGCAGGAGGCCGUGGAGGAGCCGCUGACUGACCCUCUGCUAGAGCCAGAGGGUGAGAACUACGACGAGCCGCCUCAGGACUAUCAGGAGUACGAGCCGGAGGCGUAAUGGCCGCGCCCACCCCGCCACCUCCACCAGCAGCACAAUAAUGACAAUGCCCCCUUGUGCCCCUCCCCGGCCUCUCCCCAGGCAGGUGCCAGCGCAGGGGGCGAUGGCAAGGACCCCCCCGCCCCAUUAAGUCACAAGUUCUUCCUGCAGCCCCGCGCCCGGGGGCCUCGCCGGAGGCUGUGUUGCUGUAUCGUGUCCUGUAGCGUAAAGAGAAAGUCGUCGUCCUGCAGCCGCCCGGAGCCGUGUCCCCCCGGCCCGGCUUAUCGCCCUGUGUCCCUCCCAGCGCCAUAAGCCCGGCCGGCCCCGCGUCCGGCCCCAGCAUGUUUCGCUGAGCUGAGCAGCCUGGCCGGCGGGAGCCCCGGGGCGGCACGCGCCCCUGGGGCUGCUGUACAUUCGCUUGCACGCGCCUCCCAGUGAUCCUGCGCCCGUCUUCAUGGAACUUUUUUUGAUAUUCUGAUGGAUGGUUUAUGCCCUUGUGACCCCCCCGCCCCGUACAGCUGUCGUGUCUGUGCUCUCCAAAUACCCCCAUAAGAGACACCCCUCCCCCAAUGCAGUGUUGUGAUUUGGCAUGGAUCCCCUCCCCCCACGUGUGCAACACGGGGCAGCUGCCAGUGACACAACUGCCCCGUCUGUGAAUAAAGCCAGAUCUUGUCUGUCA